AUGGCAGCAUUCAUGAAUGUGCGUCGUAGAAAAGUUUACAAACAAGCAAGGAUAUACAACGAUGAUAUUUAUCGUAAAUUAUUUAGGUUUAACAGAGAAAAUCUAGAGUGGCUUGCAAACCAUUUUCUUGAUGAUAAUGAGGAUCCUGUAGAAACAAGAGGUGGAGCCUUGUCACCUACUCGGAAAAUGGAGAUAUUUUUGAGAAAUUUAGGAGAUCCUGGAUUUCAGCAAGGAGUUGCUGUUGAUUUAGAUGUAAACCAAAGUACUGUAUCCAGAACCUUGAUUACUGUAUCUGAAGCAAUUUAUUCGAAGAGAAAUAACUGGAUAACAUUUCCUAAUACUAACGAUUUACUUGGAGUUGCUAUCAAUGAGAGGGCAAAUACCAAGCGAAUGCCCAGUAUCAUAGGUGCUAUUGAUUGCACUCACGUUAAAAUAACAAAGCCACAAAUCUAUGGUGAUGAAUAUGUGAAUAGAAAAGGGAUAUGUUCAAUAAAUGUACAAGCUACUUGUAACGCCAAAGAAAUCUUUACCAGUGUCGAUGCGACUUGGCCAGGCUCCACCUAUUCAAGAAAAUUAUAAUUUAAUCCAUGCGAAGGAACGUUGUGUCAUAGAACGCUGCUUUGGUCAGUUGAAACGGCGUUUUCCAAUGCUCCAGUAUACAUUUCGCAUAAAAAUUGAAAACAUUCCAAAACAUAUUGUGAUUGCAUUUGUACUUCAUAACAUAUCUAAAUAUUUGCAAAAUCCAUACCAUGAUUUUGAUCCAGUUCAGAUGGAAGUACAAGAUGCGAUUGAACUGAUACCUGAGGGUAAUCAACCACAAAUUCGAAAUCGAGGCACAUAACGUAGAAACGACGUUGCGGAGGUUAUAUUUCGUGAUGUCAACUAAUAUAAUGUCAUUAUGCACAGGGUCGUCUAAUAACAAACAAAUGUUAAAAGUAAAUUAUGUUGUGUGGUAUUUGGUUUUAUUUUCAAAUAGUAAUUAAUAUAUUCAAAA
Molecule: messenger RNA, 994 nt
Organism: Acanthoscelides obtectus
Lineage: Eukaryota; Metazoa; Arthropoda; Insecta; Coleoptera; Chrysomelidae
Source: the annotation of a GenBank genome assembly